Molecule: messenger RNA, 1485 nt
Organism: Cladocopium goreaui
Lineage: Eukaryota; Dinophyceae; Suessiales; Symbiodiniaceae
Source: the annotation of a GenBank genome assembly
AUGGCAGCCAUGUUUGCCUGCCUGCUCUUGUUUUGGAGGCAUGUGAUCAAAGGGCCACCACCAGAGAACAGGAUUUGGGACUGCCAAGAGCUCUUCCAAUCAGAUGUGACCUAUGGUGAAUGGGUGAAGAGCUUGGUGGAAUGUGCAAAGGCCAAUCCAAGUGAGGAGUGGGCCAAACAAUUCCUCAGUCUGAAGGUUGUACCAGAAGAAUUUGAGCCACAAAGACAAGUGCAGCAGACCUUGGAGUGUGGCUUUUUGAAGGCCAUGAAGAGUGCAGGUGGAGGUGCACAGCCCAUCCAAGACAAGCAGGAAACUGAGGAAGAAAUGAGACAAAGGGUGAGAAGGGAAGUUGAAGAGCAAAUGAGAAAGGAGACCUUGGCUCUUGUCCAGCAGAAGAAGCAAGAGCUGCAGAACAAGGAACUAGAAAAGAUACAAAAGCAGCAGGAGCUUGAAGCCAAGGCCAAGGCAGAGCAAGAGAGGGCCAGACAAGAGGCAGAGGAGAUGGUGAGGAAAGAACUUGAGGCCAAGAUCAGGAAGGAAAUGGAAGAACAACUGAGGGCCAACCUGGGCCAGCCUGGGAGCAACAAGAACCAGAUGGAUGCAGCAGCAGCAGCAGGCAUAAAGGAGGCUGAGCAAAAGAUGAAGAAAAAGGAAGAGGAGGCAGCCAUGAAGGAAAUGCUUGAGAGGAUUAGGAUUCAGAAGGAGGAUGAGGCAAGGCUGAAGAAAGAGGCAGAAGACAAGAUGAAGGAGGAGGUGAUGGCAAGGCUGAAGAAAGAGGCAGAAGAGACGAUAAAGCAGGAGGAGGAGGCAAGGCUGAAGAAAGAGGCAGAAGAGAAGAUGAAGCAGGAGAUGGAGGCAAGGCUGAAGAAAGAGGCAGAAGAGAAGAUGAAGCAGGAGAUGGAGGCAAGGCUGAUGGCAAGUCUGAAGAAAGAGGCAGAAGAUAAGAUAAAGCAGGAGGAGGAGGCAAGGCUGAAGAAAGAGGCAGAAGAUAAGAUGAAGCAGGAGGAGGAGGCAAGGCUGAAGAAAGAGGCAGAGGACAGGAUGAAGCAGGAGGAGGAAGAAAGGCUGAAGAGAGAGGCAGAAGAUCAGAUAAAGCAGGAGGAGGAGGCAAGGCUGAAGAAAGAGGCAGAAGAGAAGAUGAACCAGGAGGAGAAAGAAAGGCUGAAGAGAGAGGCAGAAGAUAAGAUAAAGCAGGAGGAGGAGGCAAGGCUGAAGAAAGAGGCAGAAGACAGGAUGAAGCAGGAGGAGGAGGAGGCAAGGCUGAAGAAAGAGGCAGAAGAGAAGAUGAAGCAGGAGGAGGAGGCAAGGCAGAAGAAAGAGGCAGAAGAUAAGAUGAAGCAAGAGGAGGAGGCAAGGCAGAAGAAAGAGGCAGAGGAAAUGAGGUUGAAAUUGCUACAUCAUGCCCAGGCAGCACAGUCAAGCCUGAAGCCAAAGGCUCCCUCUCAGGAGACCAAGGAUGCUGUGGCCAAGAUGUUUGGCAACUAG